UUGCUUGACAAAAACGUCUUAACUGGACCAGCAUGGUGCAACUUCUCUCUCUCCUCUCUCCUGAAUACAGUUUCCUUCAUCUGUAUUUGCUCGUUUCUCCUUCUCCUUCCAAUAUUCCGCUUCAUGUUUGGUUCAGCUGUUCAGACAACUGUGUUACACAGUUGAAGCUUGUACACCGUACAGACACAUGUGAAGGAAGAUCGCCUGUGCUUGGCUGCUGAAUUCUCAUUAUGGUAGUUGCGGACGCGCUGUAUGUAUUUUGGCCUUGCCCGCUCACCGUCGCUAAACAAAACAGAAAAUGGCAUCCAGUGAGUCUCAGCCGCGGUUUGGUCAAUCGGUUAAAGGUUUAUUAUCCGAUAAAGUGGGCUCCUGCAGCGGGGAUGCAAUCGGACUGACCCGCCAAGUGCUGAAAGGAUCACGCAGUCAGGAGCUUCUUGGUCAAGCAGCAAGAAAUAUGGUCAUCCAGGAGGAUGCCAUUCUGCACUCUGAGGAUAGCCUGAGAAAAAUGUCUAUUAUCACCACACAUUUACAGUACCAGCAGGAGGCCAUCCAGAAGAAUGUGGAGCACUCUAAAAACCUGCAAGACCAACUGAGGUACUUGCUGAAGUGACACUGACAUACCUACAACUCGGUGGGACUCGAAACAUGUUUGCCAUGUAUAUACUUUAUAACAUCUGUGAAUAAGAACUCUGCAAAGCAACCAUGGAAUUUUUGUUUUCAUAAAUUGUGUAAAAUGUUUUGAUCAGUUGUAAUAAAUGUAUUUACCAAAUACAUUAUUUGUGUCAACUUGGUAUGGAAUCAAACACAUACCUGUAAGGCAGAAAAAUGAAAGGAGUCACUGGCCUUUAUUAAAACAUAAACCCAGACUUAACAGAGCCAGUUGAUAACCAGCUGUGUGGUACCGGUUAUCUAGGACAGAUGAUGUUUGGCUCAGUAAAGCCAGAUAACUCCAAGAGAGCCAGACUAAGCUUUGUGAUAAAGGCCUCAGUACUUUUUCAAUGAGUGGUAGAAACUAAGAUUUUAUCUCCUGGACACAUCAAAAGAUUUAAUGCCAUAUUUUGUUGAUAUUAAAUGACAAUGUUAGGUAUUUUUAGUCAGAUAGAAAUUGGAUAGAUACUUUAAGUAUUAGAAAUGUUUAGUGGAG
Messenger RNA from Monopterus albus (swamp eel), 1144 nucleotides. It is a transcript of the gene borcs7, whose product is annotated as BLOC-1 related complex subunit 7. NCBI's taxonomy places the organism in Eukaryota, Metazoa, Chordata, Actinopteri, Synbranchiformes, Synbranchidae. The coding region runs from base 299 to 610 and encodes 103 amino acids. The transcript has 5 exons. The record is from RefSeq and is a predicted model, not a curated record. Gene Ontology annotation, cellular component: BORC complex.